Molecule: messenger RNA, 1550 nt
Organism: Papaver somniferum (opium poppy)
Lineage: Eukaryota; Viridiplantae; Streptophyta; Magnoliopsida; Ranunculales; Papaveraceae
Exons: 7
Coding region: 441-1028 (195 amino acids)
Source: RefSeq, a predicted model, not a curated record
GGCUCUAAUCAGAAGAAACCUAAGUAAGGUUUUGUUGGUUUGAAGGGAGAGGCAGUCAGGCAGAGGCUUUUCGUUCUCGUCUACUGUAUUUCUUUAGCUGGAAUUUUUCUUUUAAGGGUACUCUGCCGGGGUUGUCUUGGUCAUUUUCUACUGUCUGAAAUUUUAGGUCUUAGGCAAUCCAAUGUUGAAGAUUUUCAAUUUGAUCAACAGGCAGUUGAAGAACACCUUUGUUUCAUCGUCAGCACCAUCAUCGAUGAAGCUAUUCGUUACCACAAAUUCCUCUAUAAAAAAACAUACUUUACCAAACAAACACACUUAUCAAUUUCUGCACAACCUCAACUCCAAAACAUAAUCUUUUUCCCAAUUCGUUUUCUCAUACCAAUAUACUUAAUUUUAGUUUUCGUAGAUUUUCCUCUAUAUCCUCUCCUCGCACAGAAAGUAUGGUGAAUUAUCAAGCCUCUUUGUCUUCAGAGGUCAGUGGCUUAAAAAUGAAGCAUCUUUUGCCAUCAAUUCCAGUUAGGGCUUAUUGCUUAACCGAUAGAAUUGAUUUGGAAGGGUUAAUGGUUGAGAAUCAAGCCAAUUUGGUCCCGCAUGCUCCAGGAACUGGCAGAUAUGCUCUUCUCAGAUUUGACCAACUUACUAAUUCUCGUGCUCCUCGAGAUUUGGGGGCUAAGUUAAUUGGAAUUUCUCACUCUUACAUGGUGGUUUCCCCAUAUGGAUCCGUCACAAUGUUUAAUAUGCAUGAUCGCGAAGUUGGUAGGUACCUGGAAAUUAUCAAAAGACAUGCUUCAGUGUCGCUGCUUGAAAUGAUUAAGUGCGGUGGAGACUCGUCACAUAAUUACAUCGAUUACGAGGUGAGAGAACAGCCGGAUUUACACACGUGGAUGCAAGGUGGGCCAAACCAUAUAAUGCUGCAGCACUUGAACAUUGAUGGUAUCUGUACGAUUGUAGUGUUCUUGGGCAAAGUGUUGCUCUUGAUUACUACUGUUGCCUGGUUGAUGAAUUGGUUAACGAAUAUUCACCUGUAAAUAUUGGAUUGGAGGGAAGCGGUACUUGUAGAAGCUGGAUAAAGCAAAUUAUACUGUUAUGUAAAACACAGGAGAUUGCAACUGCUAUUUAUAGGUUUUGGCUAUCUGAGAGAUCAGAUAUUGCUGGGAAAGAAGAUACCAAGUAACUACCUUCUGGACAACUUUAACCUUGCUCAGAGAUUUAAGGGCUUGGAUCGUAAAUUUAAGAUUGGAGAGCUAAAUAAUGACAUUGUUGCAGAGCGAUUAAAACAACUGUUUGCAACCAUGUGGGGAGUUUUUAUUUUUUUAUGCUUGGCUUUGAUAUCAUUUUCACCCCUAGGGUUACUACUCAGUAUUCUGAAGAGAGUCGAGAGACUUAUCCCACUUGUCUCACUUGAAUAAUAAAAAAAGCUGGUCGGUGAUAUAUUUAUAUCCUAGCUUAAUUGGGGGCCAUGGAAUUUUGUUUGCCCCCAAAUUUUUCAAGGGUGUAAAAAUCGGAAGAUGAAUAUACUAUUUUAUCCUUGAUUAAAUUUUUUUCUUCAA